Messenger RNA from Brassica napus (rape), 988 nucleotides. Its product is annotated as peptide deformylase 1A, chloroplastic/mitochondrial. The transcript has 3 exons. Gene Ontology annotation, cellular component: mitochondrion; chloroplast. The record is from RefSeq and is a predicted model, not a curated record. Gene Ontology annotation, biological process: peptidyl-methionine modification; N-terminal protein amino acid modification. Gene Ontology annotation, molecular function: peptide deformylase activity. The coding region runs from base 61 to 843 and encodes 260 amino acids. NCBI's taxonomy places the organism in Eukaryota, Viridiplantae, Streptophyta, Magnoliopsida, Brassicales, Brassicaceae.
CAAAUAGCCCACCCGAUAAGGGACUGGGACUCCCUCAGUGACCGACCCCAAGCGACGACCAUGGAAACCCUUUUCAGAGUCUCACUCCGUCUUCUCCCGGUUUCCGCCGCCGUGACACGUCGCUCAAUCCGUUUCCCCGUUUCAACACCCGGUUCCUCCUCCCACUUGCUGAACCGUAGUCUGUAUAAGUUCUCUUCUUCUUCCUCCUCUGUGAAGACAAAUGCUGGUUGGCUGUUGGGUCUGGGUGACAAGAAGAAAAAGCCAACGAAUUUACCUGAUAUCGUAGCAGCCGGAGAUCCGGUUCUGCACGAGAAGGCCCGAGAGGUUGACCCGGAUGAAAUCGGGUCGGAGCGUAUUCAGAAGAUAAUUGAUGAUAUGGUCAAAGUUAUGAGAUUGGCUCCUGGCGUUGGCCUCGCCGCUCCUCAGAUUGGUAUCCCUUUAAGAAUUAUUGUUUUGGAAGAUACAAUAGAGUAUAUAAGUUACGCACCAAAGGAGGAGGUUCUUGCUCAAGAAAGACGUCCUUUUGAUCUCUUGGUGAUGGUGAAUCCGGAGCUUAAGGGGGUUAGCAACAAGAAAGCUCUCUUCUUUGAAGGAUGUCUGAGUGUGGAUGGAUUCAGAGGUGCGGUGGAGAGAUACCUCGAAGUGGAAGUCACAGGCUACGAUCGUCAAGGGAAACGAAUCGAAGUGAAUGCUUCAGGUUGGCAAGCGAGGAUUCUGCAACACGAGUGCGAUCAUUUGGAUGGUAAUCUUUAUGUGGAUAAGAUGAUACCACGCACUUUUAGGAUAGUCGACAACUUGGACUUGCCUCUCGCAGAAGGCUGUCCUAAACUCGGGCCUCAAUGAGACCAUACAGACAGAUGCUUAGACAGAAGUUUGUUAAUGUAAUUUUCGAUUCUUAAACAUGUGAGCUUAAUAUCUUAAAAAGUUGUUUCGGAUUCAAGAUUUUUGUAUUCAUUCACGAAAGUAAUAUUAAUUUAAGAUAAGAUCA